Planococcus citri (citrus mealybug) is the source of this 3829-nucleotide messenger RNA. RefSeq lists its product as uncharacterized. The transcript has 4 exons. The coding region runs from base 1974 to 3620 and encodes 548 amino acids. Gene Ontology annotation, molecular function: zinc ion binding. The record is from RefSeq and is a predicted model, not a curated record. NCBI's taxonomy places the organism in Eukaryota, Metazoa, Arthropoda, Insecta, Hemiptera, Pseudococcidae.
UUCCAUGAGGUUUUGCUUAAAUUUUCAGAUGUCUUUCAACUGUUUUUGUGUUCGUUUACUGAGCGUUAUAAAUACUUAAUGAUAUGUUAUGCAACGUUUUCUCAGAUUUUACUUGUAAUUUUUAUGACAAUCUUACAGUUGUUUGUAUCAUUUUAUUCUAUUUCAACAAAUUUGUAGUUGAUUUGAUCAAGUUUUCGCAUUUUCGGCAAUUUUUUCCCGCCACUUGAAACAUUUUUUGGGAUAAUUUUGUCCAGACUUUUUAAUGUUCCAUCAAAACCAAUUUUAGCAUUUUUUUUGCGCUUUUCAAUCAAUUUUUACUAAGUAAGUAAAUUAUUAAUAAUUUCCAAUAUUUUGAGUAUACCUACUGGUAUUGAUUUUACAAUAUUUCCUCUUGUUAGACUGUAUUCAAGCACAAAUGAGAUAUGGUGGAAAGAUGAGAAUGAUUCCCUAACCAGUGAAAAAUUAAAAAUAUCUUUAUACGAGAAUUUUUAAUAGGUAUCAAGAAGAAACCAUUUACUUACCCCUUGCUAGCUCACAAGGGAACCACUUCAGGUGUCACGCUUCGAUUUGAACGGGACCGUGAUUUUCGGAUAGAGCAUAGUCUAAAACCCUCAAAACCAAAUUUUCAGCUGCCCCAGUUCAUUUUUCGAUUUUUGGCGAAUUUUUGAAAAUUCAAAAUUGACUGUUUUUGGCGAUUCAUGCUUUUUUAACCCUUAAAGACCCAGUCUAAUCCUGAGAUGUUGUGUGAAAAUGCUUUCAAUUUCCUGAAUUAGAUCAUCACAAGCAUCACUUUAACCCACAGUUUGCUCCCCAGCCCCUUAAAGCCGUCUCGUAAAAGCCGUACCAAUUUAUUUAAUUUUCCUUGAAAACCGAGAAAGCAAAAACCCCAAUGAGGUCAAUCAUGGAAUUGAAUGAUAUAGUAUCAUUAUGUGUACUGAAUGAGUGAAAGCAUAUCCCCAAAGAACAUCCCACCCCUUUUUGGGGGGCAAAUUUUCAAAAAAGUUGGGAUAAAAAAAUUGGACCCAUGCUCCAUUUUUGGAUAAACAUAUUGAUGGUAGACCCUUCACAAAAUGAAAUCAUGAAAGGUGUGAAAAUGGUGGACCAGAGCGAUUUUUUGAAAAUUUUAUUCGCUUGUCUCGAUAAAAACCUGAAAAAACAGAGCAUGAAUACGCAAAGUACAUAAUAUGGGAAAUAUUAUCAAGUAGGCUUGAAAUGACAGAAACAAGAAUUGAAAGGAACACAGAUGCUUUUAACAGCACAUAAGUUCAGAUAAUCUACAAUCCACCCAUCAAAUCUGUUUAUCACUCCAUGGAUAUUCUUUCUCGAUAUUUGUCACCAAAUAGUUACAUCCUACAAAGGUUAGCAGUACGAUUGUUUUUCUGCAGAAAUAUCGAAAUAGGUUUAUCAACCACUUUGAAAAGCUUUACACUGUCAAAUUGCAGCACUCCCUGGCAUUUCAUAAUGUUGAAGCAUUCAUGAAGAAGUCACUAUCCCUCCUCGAUCAUUGAUAGUGUAGUUCAACAUCAUGAAAUAUUAUGAUUGGAAACAACGAAUUCUGCUCAAGCAAUUUUCAAGAUGUACAACUUCACUAUCAAUGAUCGGGGAGGGAUAGUGACUUCUUCAUGAAUGCUUCAACAUUAUGAAAUGCCAGAGACAGCUGCAAUUUGACAGUGUAAAGCUUUUCAAAGUGGUAGAUAAGCCUAUUUCGAUACUUCUGCAGAAAAACAAUUGUACCACUAACCUUUUGCGGGAUGUAACUAUUUGUUGACAAAUAUCGAGAAAGAAUAUCAACUUCAGCAGGAAUUUCUCAAAACAUUCAAAAGUUCAGAGUUGUGGUUGAACAACAGUUGAAAGCUUUUUACUGAAUCUCAAAUCCCCUGAAUUGGCGAGUCCGCUAUCACCAGGAUCGCUACUGUCGCGUGUUGAUUAUGGGAUAGGAGGUUAUCACACACCAUUGUUAAUUAUGGUGGUGUAUGGAUUUAGGAAAUAAAUUAUUGAAUUAUAAUACCAUUUUGGUUUUGCUGAAAAUGGGUGAUUGUGAUAUUGAGAUUAUUGAGGUGGGCAUAUGUAUGCCAUACAUCACAACUUACUUUGAAGGGGCAAUACGGCCUUUCAGUGAAGGAAAAGCUAUACUGAACACUGGUAAAUACCUAAAGAAUGUUUAUAGAAUCGGAGAUGGUAAUGAUGCAAAUGUAAUGACGUUCAAGGCAACAUGCAUCCAGUCCUCUGGGGUUUUUUCACCCCCUCAUCAAAUUAUGGUGAAAUUUAAUCAAAUAACAACAGAAAUUCAAGGUACAUGUUCAUGUACUGGAGGCUCCUCAGGAAAAUGCAAGCAUGUUUGCGCAUUACUGAUGUACUUAGACAGACUUGAUAACAUUGAAUCACUGACAACAGUGAGUUGUACAGAUGUGAGGUGCAGCUGGAAUCAGGAAACUAUAAAAGAACUUUACCAACCAAUACCUGUUAAAGAAUAUUGUCAUAUUGGCAAAAAUACAGCAACAAUUAAAAAGAGUAAGAUUAGGGUUGGAGAAAUUCCAACAGGUGGAGCUUUAGCAAAAACGAAGUUGAAAUGCCAUCAGCUGUUGAAUGCAGGUAUGUGGAAUUGCGGAUACAUUUCUUCAUUGCGUAGUGCUACCUACAUUUUCAUUUUUUAUGUAAUUAUUUCACUUUUUACAGCAUUUUCACAGUCUGCUCAUGUUAAACAAAAACGGGGAAGAGGUACAGUGGCAGAUGUUUCUUCUUUACGUUAUUCUGUCCGACUCCUAGUAAAUGAUUUGAAGAUUCUAUUAGAAGGGAAUGGUACAGAUUUAACUGAUUUGUAUGGAACGGAUACUAUACAUUUCGAAAAUGAUGAACAGAACGAAUUGGAAAAUUUUUAUAACUGCUGUGUGAAUGUAAAGUUGGAAGAAGCCAUUGAAAUUCAAAAUGAUAGUUGCUUUCAAAGAAAUGACCCACUUUGGCAGGAUGAACGAAAAGUCAGGAUCACUGGAAGUGUGGCGCAUCCCAUAUUCACCUACAGGAAAACCCAACCAGAGGACUGGAGAAAGAAAAUAGAAACUAUUUUCUUCAAAACUGUUGAGCCUACUAAGGAUAUGAUUUUUGGUAUUCAGAAUGAGUACACUGCCAUUGAGAUUUUUUUAAAAAAUUUUAGUUUAUCUGAAAUGGAAAAUUUUACUCUUAUGAAUGAAGUUGGUCUGCUCAUCAAUCCAAAGUGCCCAUACCUUGCAUUCAGCCCUGAUGCAAUUUUAAGAAGCGGAGAUGGAGAAUACAUACUGAUUGAAGUUAAAUGCCCCAAAAAAGGCCGUCUACUUCCACCAAGUGAACUCAUUUCAGAGCUGCCGUAUUUAAAUGUUUCAACGGAUGGUCAUAUUACUUUAAAACGAAAUCAUACCUAUGGCUAUUUCACCCAAAUACAGCUGGGCCUUGGGCUGUUUGGCAUAAAAAAGGCUCUUUUCAUUGUAUAUUGUAAGAAAAGUAAUUGCAUAAUCCACAUUGAUGUGCCAUUUGAUGCUGAGUAUUUUACAAAUGUGCUUUCAACUUUAAAGAGAAAGUAUUUCCGUUUCAUUUUGCCAGAAAUUCACAGAGUACUCAUGUCACCAAAUGAUCAAGAAACUUCGUGAUUUUUUUAUUUGUUUUUUUUUUGGUCAUAUUUGUAAUAAUUAAAAAUGUUAUAGUUUAUUUUACUUGAUGUUGAAUAAUUUGUGAUUUUACCUAUAGUCCAUUUUACUUAACUUUAAGUAUACAUUCAAGUCUCAUGUUGAUCAUUUUUUUUUUUUUUGAUAAUUUCUGUAAUCUGUUGAGUGAAUUUUACUGAAUAAUAAAACAUGAU